Molecule: messenger RNA, 601 nt
Organism: Triplophysa dalaica
Lineage: Eukaryota; Metazoa; Chordata; Actinopteri; Cypriniformes; Nemacheilidae
Product: cystatin-B-like
Exons: 3
Coding region: 94-417 (107 amino acids)
Cellular component (GO): cytosol
Molecular function (GO): cysteine-type endopeptidase inhibitor activity
Source: RefSeq, a predicted model, not a curated record
AAGUGGUCUCUCCCAGUAUCUCGUCAUAACAGGAACAAAUUCCAGUGGAGUUUAAAGUUUCCAAAGUAAAGCAGCUUUAAUACAAGGUUGAUAAUGCGUCUUGGCGGAACUGGCGAGGAAAAAGAUGCCGAUGAACACGUGCAAAAAAUAUGCGAUGAGAUCAAGGCUCAUGCUGAAGAUAAAGCUGGGCGGACGUUUGAGGUUUUCGUUGCCAAAUCUUAUAAAACACAGGUUGUGGCGGGGAGAAAUUACUUCAUCAAGGUGCAUGUAGGUGGAGAUGACUUCAUUCAUCUACGUGUUUAUAAAACCCUUCCCUGUUAUGGAGAAACAUUAACUCUACACGGCCUGCUGACACCCAAGGCGCAUCAUGAUCCAAUUGAAUAUUUCGAGCAAAAUCUUGAGAUAGUUCCCCAGUAACAAUGAGUAAUAACCACGGGAUCGCAACACUGUAUGCGUAUGACACCGAGUGGAACGUUAGUAAGAGCUAGAGACAUUUGUACAUUUAACAGUGUUUUUAUGAUAAGAUGGGCUGGUUAGUGAGGUUACAAGCAUAAAACUAACUGCAAUGAAACUGGCUGGGAAUAAAACAAUUGGCAAUUUA